AUGCGCGCCUGGCACACUCAGCCACUUCACCUUGGUCAGCUCAUCGAAGAGUUGGAGUCUUUGCAGGAACAGUUUGCACCGUAUCGUGCUACCUACGUAAGAUUGCUGCGUUCCGCCAAUGAUGCUGAGCCGCCUCUGUAUACGGAUGAAGCGAGACAAAACCAUCAACGUAGAGUGGACAUGGUUUCCGAACUGAUGCAUAGUUUCGCGCAUGCGUACCAUGCAAUCAGUGACUUAUCAUUCUCUGUGGGCGAAACUUAUCCGUACCUUAGCGCUGAAACUUCAGUCACUCGUCAUCUGAUCCCAAUGCAGGCGCAGAUCAAUUUGAUGCAAGAGUCCAACCGGCGGCAACAGUCGCAGCCAACAUCCACCAAUACUUCGGCUGCAACUGCCACUGGAACAAGCGAUACCGAAAAUACAGUUCCAACACAAUCGACCGCUGCCGCCACAGCUACUUCCACUACCACGUCGUCCAACGCUGCCGACCCAAACGUGAACAGCCAGUCAACAUCGGCAGCUCAGCAAUCCGUCACAGCCGGUAGGAAUACCACGCAACCGACUGUCAAUAUAAACAUACAGCCAGAGCCGGUAACCUAUCAGUUAGAAAUAGAGACCAGAGUGCCCAUCGCAUUCCCCUUAGAGAGCGCCCUUCUCAAUGGGCUGAGUAAUGCGAGAGCUCCUGGCGAGUCACAGACUCAGGAACAACUAAGUCAGCAACCAAUUCAGCGGAAUGAACAGCAGGAGACUCAACCUGAAGAGAAUCAGCAGCAGCAGAGUCCGACUCCACAGAAUGAAGCUAAUCGUCAUCAAGUGCUACUUGAUUUUGAGAACCUUUUGAGUGGAUUGGGUCAAGGUGAAAUUGGUAUUGAAGUUGUAAUGGCUUUGGAGGAAAUUCCGGAAGGCGUUGGAUUAGGAAAUCUAAGCAACUUCGGCGGUGGCAACACCGCUCAGCAAACUUCGACCGCUCAACGGUCCGAAGCAGGAGUUGUGUUCUUUCCGAUGUCUUUGGGAGGUGCUCCUAGUGCUGAUGUGCUACCACAUCUCCUAUCAACAGUGAUUAGUCAAGAUUUGACGCCCGGCGUUGAAGGCGUAGCAGUACAGAUUCCGGUAGCAGCGCAACUGCAUAACUUUAUCGACAACCAAGCACCGGCGCUGGGUCAGAACAUGACUCAAUCUCAAGGCCAGAAUCAAACCCAAAGCAUCAGCCAAGAUCAAGAACAAAGUCAGGCUCCAAGGGAAGCUGCGCCAGGAGAGGAGCAAAUGAAUCAGGAGCAGGGUGUCAAUGUUAGCAAUGCUGAAUUUAGAACUGCGCAACUUCUUAACAUUGUCGACAACCAAACACCGGCGGCGGCGCCGUGUCAGAACACAACUCAAUCUCAAGGCCAGAGUCAAAUCCAAAGCUUAAGCCAAGAGCACGGUCAAAUUCAGACUCUGAGGCAGACUGCGUUAGGAGAGGAGCAAAUGAAUCAAGAGCAGGCGCAACUGCAUAACUUUGUCGACAACCAAGCACCGGCGCCGGCUGAGAACACGACUCAAUCUCAAGGCCAGAGUCAAAUCCAAAGCUUAAACCAAGAGCAAGGUCAAACUCAGACUCCUCUGAGGCAAGCUGCGUUAGAAGAGGAGCAAAUGAAUCUGGAGCAGGGUGUCAAUGCUAACGCUAGCAAUGCUGAAUUUAGAACUGGUGGAAUACAGUCUUUCCGCACUGCUAACAACGUUCGCGCCCAGGCACAAACUUUGGCACUCGGCAGCCUUUUCUACGACAGGUUCUUGCAGUGCGAUAGUCAACACGCUCGUCGCCGUCUCCAGCGUCGUAGGCAACAUCACAUGACAAAUAUCAUGCACCUUUUGAAUAGCUUACCGUCUUCGGCAACAUGGUUCAAUGCACUAAUGGUGGCAAUCGCUCGUCAGCAGUACAUGUCUGAUUUGCUUCAUGCGUCUGGCGAUGAUCCCGCACUACUCCCUAAUGAGUUUAGACAAGUCAGAGUACAGCUGUGCAGUUACGUAAAGCGCUUGAUCCAUCCCUUCGAAAAAUGUGACAACGCGCCCCAGAUCGUCUCCGAUUAUCUGGUCGAUAAGAAUGAGGAUUUCAUCGAAAAUAUGGGAAGCAUUACCGGCAUCCGUGAAGAUAUUGACUCAGUUGAAUCGAUCCGUACGUUGAUCCGGGCGCGGCUGCCGACUGUAAUCGCUACUGUUAUGUCCCGCUCGACUAAUGAAUUGUACGUGAUGCGUUUCUACGCGAUGUUCUUUCAAAUUUAUAAGGAGCUAUGUGCGCUGAACCGGGUAGUGAGCCAAUUUGACGAACCGAUUCGUACGUCGAUGCGCAUCUUCGGCUUGGAUAAUAUGGUGGGCAUCCUGAGCCACCUUACCAAUCACCCGAUAUCGAUCGCACAAUUUGUUCGUCGAAGAGACAUGACGUCGUCUGAUUUUUCGAGUCCUGAACCAACGGAAGACGAACAACAAAGAACGGUAGUCAUUCCGUCUUUGAGUCCGCAAAACGAACCGAUACAGACCACGCCGCCGUCCACGCCGUCUGACACAAGCGAAGCGACGCCAUCAACGUGGAUAACAACCCCGACGGUCACUGAACCCGAUCUCAACACAUUGCCCAUGCAGUCUCCAACAGUCGCCAGCAGCACUAAUACGAUUUCCGUGGACUCGCCAAUCGUACCUUGUCCAAGAGUAAAUAAAACCAAGACAACCAGCACUGUAACUUCACAAAGCACUAGCUCUGAUCAAGAUAUCCGCAUUGUACCACCGAUAGUGAUUCUACAGCAUUGGGGUGAGGAAUGGGUACCAGUGUUUACACGCGACCAACAGGCUCAACAGCCGGAACCGUCGGAGCCCUACAGCGAUGCUUACCUCUCAGGGAUGCCGUCCAGUAAGCGACGAUGCGUGCGACAGUCUCGUCCGUCUGCGAACCUCGACGGUCUUAUGAAUGAGAGCGUGAGCGAGGUGUCAUCGCACGACGAUUCGCUCGUAUUGCCGAUGGAGAGGGCGGAGAGCGACAGCGCAAUCCGUCUCGCUUUCCGCGAACGCUUGCGGAAUAUGGCUCUCACUCGGGCACACAACUCCGAAGAAUUUGAUCCGCACCGUUACGCUUCUGCCGCACGAUUCCUUAACUCACCCAAAUCAAACAGACAAGACGAGUCGGACAACGAUAACCAAGAAAGCGGCAUUUAA
Messenger RNA from Diatraea saccharalis (sugarcane borer), 3180 nucleotides. The record is from the annotation of a GenBank genome assembly. NCBI's taxonomy places the organism in Eukaryota, Metazoa, Arthropoda, Insecta, Lepidoptera, Crambidae.